AUGCUUGGCCACGCCCACGCUUUACGAACUCGCGCGACUCCAAGGUUGAUCUACGUGAAAGUGAAUGAAGAGUAUCAUGUUUCGUCGUCUUUGGUGGUCACAGUUCUGGCCGAUCAGAGCUCACAAAUCUGCAUAAUUUUCGGCGGUGCCUCUGCUCAUGAAUACGAGCCUGCUGUGCCGAAAUGUGCUGCCAGCAUAACCAAACCAUUAUGCCUCCACGAUGACCUCUAUCCCACCUGCGAGAUCAAACAUACAGUCGAGCCCCUUCGUGCCCAGAACACCGAGGGUAAGUGGCGUGUCGCUGUAAACAAUAUCGAUACCCAUUAUCAGACUCUCAUUCAUACUACACGCAUCAAAGAGUGUCUCACAUCUGCCGAUGCAUGUCAUCUGGUACCUGACAGCUAUGAGUCCAAGUGUCUGCAGAAGUCCAUCUACCACCACUUCUCUUGGCUGUCUACACCAUCGAUCAUUAAUCACCAAACACCUGACCUCAUGCCACAUUAG
Molecule: messenger RNA, 504 nt
Organism: Penaeus monodon (black tiger shrimp)
Lineage: Eukaryota; Metazoa; Arthropoda; Malacostraca; Decapoda; Penaeidae
Exons: 4
Coding region: 1-504 (167 amino acids)
Biological process (GO): central nervous system formation; regulation of Toll signaling pathway; innate immune response
Cellular component (GO): extracellular region
Molecular function (GO): Toll binding; growth factor activity
Source: RefSeq, a predicted model, not a curated record